Schizosaccharomyces cryophilus OY26 is the source of this 1844-nucleotide messenger RNA. RefSeq lists its product as uncharacterized. The record is from RefSeq and is a predicted model, not a curated record. Lineage: Eukaryota; Fungi; Ascomycota; Schizosaccharomycetes; Schizosaccharomycetales; Schizosaccharomycetaceae. The coding region runs from base 423 to 1685 and encodes 420 amino acids. The transcript has a single exon.
AAUUUCCCAUCUUGUAUUCAAGCUUUUCCGGUACAAUUUCAACCGGUAAUGGGAACUUGUCGUUUCUUUCAAAUCCUCAUGUCGUCUCAAAUGUUAGCGAUUCCUUUUCCGUAGACUGUAACUGUAUCUCUACUAAAUCUAUUACUAGCACUAGCGCUAGCAAAUAGCACUAGCUCUACAAUAAUGAUCAAUCGCUUUCUGUACAUUUGCUUAGUUAUGGAUUGAUUUCGUUAGGCUCUUCAUAAGAAAAAAAAAAAGCAAAAAAAUUCAACAACUAGGUCCUUACAGUCUCUGUGUCUUGGUCACUCUCAUUACAUGAAAUUAAUUACGUUCGGGGCCCCGCACGUAGUUAGCUGUCUGUCGUACUUCUCUAAUUUCUUUUUCUUCUACCAACUACCAAACAUAAACUACUGAUAUUGCAAAUGGGUCUUAUGCGAGGUAAAAGCUGGCUGUUAUGGCUGCUUUCUUUCUCUUACUUCUUACAAAUAAACAGUUAUCAAUCCAAUCCUGAAGAUGAAGAUGAAGCGUUCCAACUGACUUUAUUUUGUCAAGGCUUUAAAGUGCAAUCAGACUCGUUGUUGUAUGCCGCAUUUAGUAGUUGGUGGGAUGAUGAAGAUGGUGGACCAAAGGCGAUUACCUUUUUCAAUGCAAAGGAUUGGGAGUGUGCUUUGGGUUCCUUAGACGAGAGGGAACCUUUUUCUGCAUUUUUUUCACAGCUCCAGGUAAACCAACUUGAUACUUCUAUUCAUAUUCCUCCGGAAAAGCGAGAAGUGUGGUCAGGUCCAUUUGAGUGUAACAAAACGUCGGUGAUGAACUACAUUAUUUCGAUCAAUGAAACUCUUAUAAAUAGACACUUUCAGAUAAAUGACUCGGAUGUUUAUUGUAUUGCUACAAGGCCAUUGACAAGCUUGGGUUCUCGUGCUUGUGUUUCUGUUGGAUAUUUUUAUGAAGAUAUCACUGGAGAUCCCGGGUAUGAACCCCAUCCAGAGUUCGACUUUUUCCCAAUAAUUGUUACAUUAAUUACAAUUCUCUUAUUAAUUCCAGCUUGUUUUUGGAUCUACGCACUGCUGUCCCAACCAGCAAAAAUACUGCCUAUUCAAUAUGGGUUAUUAAUCCAUGUUGUAAACAUAGCGAUUGGUAUCAUUAUUAAUAUCUGUGAUGAAUAUGCCUAUUGUCAUUUGAAAUACCAUAUCGAAGUUUUUGUUCGUCGUUUACUCCUUAUCCUUGCCUCUUUUGGUAUUGGGGUCUGGCGGCCUGUAGAACCUAAAUUUCUUUUGAGGGUUGUCGCUGGGUUGUCUUUUUUACUUUUCUUCCAUAUUGUUUCCAAUGUGAUUGAUUUUGAACCUCUGCAAUUUCUCGAAAUAUGGAUAAAUAAUUCCGUUUCCAAUGUUAUUUGGUUGUCUUCAAUUUAUAUGCUUUAUAAAGAACAGGAUCAUUUCAAUAAUAAAUCUGAACGCUCUGCGAAGGUUUGUAAGCAUUCACUAAUUUACUGCGUCGCUGUUUUUACUUUUUUUUAUUGUACAAGCUCCUUUGAUAAAUUUUUCUGCUACUCUAGGAGAAGCUCCUUAGAGACUGAUAUUAUAUAUUGGGUUAUUCGUUAUUUUAUUGAAAUCAUUAUUCCUUGCUAUAUCUGGUAUCCCUCUCAAAAUGAGCAGAUUGCUUACAAAGAAAGUGUGGAACUUUAAAGUCCAAAUCAGCUUUCUUUUGCUAAUUUCAAGCAUACUUAAUAAUGCGUCUAUGGAAAAGAUUCCAUAAUUGAUAGACAUAAUAUGCAUUCGUUUUUUAUUUCACGAAUGAUCUCAUAUUUCAUAAAAAUUUAAUAUUAUUCUAUUCAUUUGUUUUGA